This is a messenger RNA of Pocillopora meandrina, 4071 nucleotides long. Lineage: Eukaryota; Metazoa; Cnidaria; Anthozoa; Scleractinia; Pocilloporidae. The record is from the annotation of a GenBank genome assembly.
GACUGAAGAGCAGGGGAAAAACACUCAAAGUCGGGUCAACACACCUUGCUUCAACGGAAUAAGUCGACAUAGCACUGGUUUCGAUGAAUGCUUCCUGAGACAAGCUAUCAAUCGGACUAGCGCGUGGCGAUCGAAGCAAAAACUCAACGAGUAAUUGUGUCGAUUAUUCUCGAACAAUCAGAGUAAUCCUGCCAAGAGAAGGGAGACGAAACAUAAGUUUUCGCAAACGUCGACGAGUAUCCUCUACGUAAUACAAACGAGUGGAACGCCACUUUUUUUAAAAGGUAUGUUUCUUUUGUUGAUAUUCUGAUAUAGGAUCGGAGCGGAGCGACAACACCAACAAAGUAGACUUUCGUCUGCAAUUUCUAAGAGUGCUGUUAAGUUUGAAGUAAAUGUAUAGAGUACCGCGACUGUCCAAAUCUCUUUAAUCGUCAUAUACUAAAGAACGAGAUACCUAACAGACAAUGGUCACCGUAUUCUUACCCCGUGUGAACAAAAGAAUCUGGUACGAUCUCAAACAUGUGCAUCAAGUGAGUCACGAGAUGCAUGUGAUAUUUACCUCUCAUAUCCUUCAAAUGAUUCACAAAACUAAAAUAGCUCUGGUUGUUUUUAAAAGCCGUUUCUUCAACAAAGCACUAGUUAAGAAUAUUUCCUCUGACGUUUUAGAUUUUGAAGGAGUUUUCACUAUAUUAGAAAUACGUUUGAUCGCAAACGGAAACGUAGAACAAACCGUAAUAUCUUUCAAGUGGAUAAAGGCCAACAUCCUGUAUUCAAUGAAAUUUACGAAAUGCGUAAAGAAGCUCUUUAUUAACAGCCUUUGGCGACAGCAAAAUGUAAAGGACUGAAAAGCUUGCUUGACUUAGACUAAAAAUAGUUUCAACAAAAAAUGUGGUGCUGCGACGGUGAGGGGUAUUUGGAUAAUUUGGUUGUAUCAACCGAGAAUGAAAUAAUAAUGUAAACUGGCCACCGUGGCGGAAAUUCGCUUUGGCGUCAUCCGCCCUGAAGAAGGGCUAAGCCCAUGAAACGUCAGUUUCAGAAACUCUUUACGGUAGCUAAUUUAUAUUAUCAACUCAGUUGAGAGAUCCAAAUCAUCUGGCUUUGUCAUCAACCAUAUUUGCCUUCGGGCAGCAAUUUGUUCGGUAGUCCACAAGAAUCAUAGCAAAAGUUUUCAAGUCAGCACACAAUGAACGCCACAACAAAAGUGUGAGAACUUCACGACAACCGUUUGAAAAUCUCACUGCAAUGGCAAGUAUAUAUUUUUCUGUCUUUAAUAAAGACAUUUUUUUCCGUCAAUUCUAAAAUAGAUCAUUUUUCUCAAAUUAAAGUAUGUGUGAACAUGAUUUUUUAAAUUGUACGUCAAACUUUCGCCAUGAUAAUUGUGGGUCAUCAUUUUAUUGAGAUAUCUGCUCUCUAGGUCCGCUCAAUCACAUACUUCGUGAAGGAAAGGAAAAGGGUUGAGUCAGUUUCAUUGUAAAUUAUUUUGUAAACGCACAGCCGCGCAAGGUUCGUCGUAAUGUCCUGGAGACGAUUUUCACAGCGUUAUGUUAUAAAGUCACGCAAUGUUAGAUUGCGUGACCUCAAAAAAUCACAUCUUUCUACAACGGUUAAAUUAGUUAAGUGGGGUUAAAUUACUUUAAACUUAAUUUGUUAGCUUGAAAGUAUGCUCUCUGAAGUUAUCUGAAGGGUUAUAUGGCCCAAUGAAUAUUUUCUAAGUCUAAAAUAUCUCCUGAUGGUGAAAGUGAUGACUGAGCUAAGUGAGCUCUUUCGUCUCUUCGUUCCUCUGUUCUUUCGUUUCUUCGCUCCUAAAUUCCUUCAUUCCUUCUUUCCUUCUUCGUUCCUUCGUUUCUUCGUUCCUUCGUUCCUUCGUUCCUUCGUUCCUUCGUUCCUUCGUUCCUUCGUUCCUUCGUUCCUUCGUUCCUUCGUUCCUUCGUUCCUUCGUUCCUUCGUUCCUUCGUUCCUUCGUUCCUUCGUUCCUUCCUUAAUUCUUUCGUACCUUGCAAGAAUUUACUUCCUCUGUACUGUUGACAUGUUUUUUUUUCUCUUCUCACAGUGAUACGAAGGUCAGCUUCCUUCAUAUGAUUUUAUGGAAAUUAAAUGUACGUUCGUGCAACAUAUAAAAAAAAUCUGGUUGUUGUUUAUUGUCACUUUGUUCCUUUGCGGAUGGGUCAUCAUUGAAAAACUGGACAAACCUAACAUAAUAACACCUUAUUUUUAUGAUCAACAAAAAGAUAACGUCUAUAACAAAAAUUCUACAUCUUGGCUUGAAGAAGUCACCGUAUAUGACGUUAAGCAAUGGCAGAAGAAAUUCUACACUUCGCUGGCUAGAAUACGAGAAAAACCUCCAAAUGAAUGGAAAUCAAGUGUAACCAGGAUUAUGGCUUAUAAUGUGUACACUCAAGGGUUGUUGGACAAUUUACGACAGUUCAAACUGACAAGAAAUGAACUUGGACAAAGUGUGCACAUUGGCGCAAAUAACGGUUUGUUGCUGUUUCCAGUGGUAGCAUCAUGUAAGCCCAUAUUACCUGAUGUGGUUCUCUAUAACAGGAUAUUUAAGACCGGAAGUGAAACGACGGGUGCGUUGUUUGGUUUCUUAAGUUACGUGAUGGAUUAUCUGUACACCAAACGUGAGUAUUUUUUGUAGCAAACUACUUAAAGUGUUCAUGACUUGUCAUAGUUUGUGGUCAUUAUUUCAUUAUCUUCUGCCUGGUAGAAAGAGGGGGGGGGGUCGGAGAAUCUUGAUUGUAUCACGAUAAAAUUUACUUGAUCUUCCCCUGAGCCAUUCUAACAUGUUUAUGAUCUCACCUCAUUGGCAGUCAAUUUUUUUACAGUUUUUCCUGUAUAUUCUGUUGGCGACGACUCAGUGAUACCCAUCUAAAUCCUCUGAAAUUAGUGUCGCAUGCAACAACCAACCAGAAUAGAGAUACAUUUCUGCAGAAACCAAUAAGAUCUAAGAGCUAAGGAAAUGUAUUCAAAAUAAUUAACAGAAGAUGCAUACUGAGGCUGUGUUAAUGGCGCUGUUUUUCGGUUUAUUUAUUGUCCGUUGUGACCAUAGAUAUUAAUUAGAAGUUGCGUUUGUUCUUACUUUAUGACAGAAACAACAGAAGAUUUCUAUGACGAGGGCGUCUCUGCACCAUAUCCAAUGAUUAUUGAACGUAAAGUCAGAGGAAGUCGAAAAGUGCUUUUUAAUGCACACUUUUUCUUCAGAAACAACUUGGACCUAGAAUUGCGUUCUCAUACUUACAUUAAUCAAGUUCGAGAGCCAGUUGCAAGAUUUCUAUCCCAUUACUCCUACAUGCGAAGUACAAACCGACCCAAGGAUAGAAUACAACAGAUGAUUGACAGUGGCGAAUGGAACGAAACUAUUGAAGAAUGUUUCGAGAAACAAAGCCAAGGUUGCAGACGUAAUGUCAUGACGCGUUUUUUCUGUGGAACGGACAGAUUUUGCAAGAGCGACGCGCCUAACGCGCUCAUUAAAGCGAAGGAAAACAUUUUACAACAUUACGCUGUUGUUGGUUUGCUGGAACAUUUUCAAUUAACUUUAAAAAUUCUACAAAGGCGACUGCCCUUUUUCGUGCCAGUUGUACCAAGGAACCCCAGUGAAUUGAGAGUCAAUGAAGGUGUUAAAGGCAAGAACGUUUCCGUUAGUGAGGAAAUGAUUUCUAAGAUAAAACGAGCAAACUGGGCUGACAUGGAACUUUACGAUUUUAUAAAAGAGAGAUUUUGGAAACAGGCACGAGCUUGUGGGCUGUCUUAGCCACUUAGCUCUCAAGAUUUAAUCAGGAAUUCUCCCCUCUUGCUCUCAUACGUCACCUUGUAAACUAGUAAUGAGAAAUGAUACACCGUUGGGCUGAUCAGUUUGUCUACACUCAUUACUUACUUGCAGCAUAAUUUUUAAUAGUUUCGGGAAAAGGUGCAUUUUGAUCUCUUCUUGGAGUGAAUGGUUAACCAACUCCUUCCUGAGAUAUUAUAAUUAUUUAUUUUGUAGCUAUUUGUAUAUGCAGAUAUAUAUAUAUAUAUUAUGAGAAUUAUUGAAGCAGAGCAAUUAUUCGGAAUAUACGUCGCAUAACUCAC